AUCACGGCCAAUCAGCAAUAAUAAAAUGUGCCCUGGAACAACAACGCGUUGCUGAUUUGAAAAACUUCGUCACGCUGCACUACUGUAAUAUAGGAUGAUGAUGAUUUCGAACGAACAUGGAGGAGAGCAAAAUAUUUGUUCAUCCAUAAUCUCGGCGUGUACUUCAAGCUGAUAAUCAGCAGGCAGGACCCCAAUCGAACAGAACACAUAAAGAGCGCAUCCCUUCGGCGAGCGUGAUCAGUUGUUCGCUAUUAUUACAAAAACGAGGACGUCCGCCGUAGUUCAACAGAAUCGAAUCGUACGAGAAGUUUUCAAAGUUCGACUAGCAACAAGCGGCGAGUGCAAAGUGGGGACGAAGACAGAAAAACGCAAAUCAAGCCAAUUUAGACAAUAAAGUUGAAGAGUGCAAAAAAAAGUUUAAAGUGAAGUGUGGGGUUGAGUUUCAACUUGUGCAACAGUAGGCGAAAAUGAAUCGAGCACUCUUCGGCAGCCUGGUGGCCAUAUCCGCCUCGUCGGAAUCGACCACAACGACGGCCUCUUCGGUGAUCGCAACGGGCACGUCGGCCCAGGAAAUUCACACCGCCCGGCGGAACAGCUUGCCGGCGGCCCCCAUCUUCAAACCUCUGCUCAAGCAGCAGCAGCCAAGUCACACUUUGUCCACCACCGGCAAGAUGACAAAUGACCGAGCGGCCUCCACGGGCCCGGCGCCGGUUCUGGCCAAACGGAUAGCCGAAGCGCGGGAGGUGCUCAAGAGCGCGCAGAUUGUGUGCUUCGACGUGGACUCGACGAUCAUCACGGAGGAGGGCAUCGACGAGUUGGCGCAGUAUUGUGGCAAGGGUUCCGAGGUGGCCGCGUUGACCAAGGAAGCGAUGGGCGGCAGUAUGACCUUCCAGGAGGCACUCCGGCGGCGGCUGGACAUUAUCAAACCGUCGCAGCGACAGAUUCGGGAGUUUUUGAAGACGCACCCGAGCACGAUCUCCGGUGGAGUGCGGGAGUUGAUUGACCAGCUGAGGCGGAACAGUGCGGAGAUCUACCUGGUCAGUGGGGGGUUUGACUGUCUGAUUGAGCCGGUGGCGGACGCGCUGGAGAUUCCGCUCUGCAAUCUGUUUGCGAACAAGCUGUAUUUUCACUUUAAUGGCAGUUACGCCGGAUUCGACACAAACCAGGUGACGUCCAAGUCCGGCGGUAAGGGCGAGGCCAUCAAGCAGAUCAAGGGACGCUUCAACAGCAACAAGGUCGUGGCCAUGAUCGGGGACGGCAUGACGGAUCUGGAGGCGUGUCCACCGGCAGAUCUCUUCAUUGGUUACGGAGGAAACGCCGUCCGGGAAGAGGUCCAGAAGCGCGCCACCUACUACGUGACCAACUUUGCCGACAUUCUGUGGUGAUAGGUGUAAACUCUACCACGCCGUGUGUACAUAUCCUUAUCGAUUUAGUUAAUUAAACAAUUGCUACAACCGCUCUACUAUUCUAUAAUCAUUGUAAUGCGCAAAAUA
Molecule: messenger RNA, 1493 nt
Organism: Culex pipiens pallens (northern house mosquito)
Lineage: Eukaryota; Metazoa; Arthropoda; Insecta; Diptera; Culicidae
Gene: aay
Product: phosphoserine phosphatase
Exons: 4
Coding region: 468-1385 (305 amino acids)
Biological process (GO): L-serine biosynthetic process; dephosphorylation
Cellular component (GO): cytoplasm
Molecular function (GO): L-phosphoserine phosphatase activity; magnesium ion binding
Source: RefSeq, a predicted model, not a curated record